AUGCCAGAGCCAGCGAAAUCCGCACCCAAGAAGGGAUCCAAGAAAGCCGUUACUAAAACGGCAGGAAAAGGGGGAAAGAAGCGUAGAAAGACCAGAAAGGAAAGCUAUGCCAUCUACGUGUACAAGGUCCUGAAGCAGGUCCACCCCGACACCGGUAUCUCCUCGAAGGCGAUGGGCAUCAUGAACUCGUUCGUGAAUGACAUCUUCGAGCGCAUCGCUGGAGAGGCUUCUCGCUUGGCUCACUACAAUAAGAGGUCCACCAUCACCUCCAGGGAGAUUCAGACCGCAGUGCGUCUGCUUCUGCCCGGUGAGCUGGCCAAGCACGCCGUGUCCGAGGGAACUAAGGCCGUUACCAAGUACACCAGUUCUAAGUAAA
Messenger RNA from Sardina pilchardus (European sardine), 376 nucleotides. RefSeq names its product histone H2B 1/2. Gene Ontology annotation, cellular component: nucleosome. Gene Ontology annotation, molecular function: protein heterodimerization activity; DNA binding; structural constituent of chromatin. The transcript has a single exon. The record is from RefSeq and is a predicted model, not a curated record. Lineage: Eukaryota; Metazoa; Chordata; Actinopteri; Clupeiformes; Clupeidae. Bases 1 to 375 code for a protein of 124 amino acids.